Molecule: messenger RNA, 2505 nt
Organism: Penicillium macrosclerotiorum
Lineage: Eukaryota; Fungi; Ascomycota; Eurotiomycetes; Eurotiales; Aspergillaceae
Product: PSP1 family protein
Exons: 4
Coding region: 1-2505 (834 amino acids)
Cellular component (GO): cytoplasm
Source: RefSeq, a predicted model, not a curated record
AUGGCUGCGCCAUUCAAUAAACAAGCACAGGCCAGCACGCCGCCGGUCUCGGGAGCCACCGCAUCUGCCAGACUAGAGAGGGGUCAUCCUGGAGUGCGCCGCUCGACACCCGAUUCCGAGGCACUGGCUUCAUCCGACGAUGACGGCGAUCAUGUCCCUCUCACCCAGACCAUUACUGCGCCCGCGACUAAGCCUGUACGACGGACCUCAUGGCUGAAUGAAGUGCCUCUCGCCGUCCAGCGAAAGCACUCUCUACCUGGUGGUCCUCUCUCUUCUGCACCCUCAAAUCCCGCGAGCCCCUCGACCGAUCAAGCACCAUGGGCGUCGAGCACCAGCCCCGGCCUCAGCGGCUCCUUCAAUUGGAACCAACCUGGAGGGAGCACCUUUCCAUGGGGCACGGGCAUCUGGAACACCGAGUCUCGUAAGGAACCUCCGUCACGACUUUCCGAAAUCGUGCCUUCUCCAACCAUGACCAACCCCCCGCCAGUCAGCGGCUCCCUCGGAGAGGAAAUGCUCAGCCCGAUCACUCGCACUAUCUCUGGCGAAUCAGCCAUCCCUUUCUCGAUCCCGCUUCACCCGACUCCCAAAACAUACCGCUCCCAGUCCUAUUCCGUCGGGCAGAUGGACCCUGAGUUCCUUGGCAUGAUGGCAAACAAGGCCGGGCCGGGAGCUCAAUACCCCGGUGGUCGUUCUCGUGGUCCAGGCCAGAUGUCCUCCGUUCAGCCUCGUGCUUCACGGCCAAGUGUGCUGGGUGAAUUGGGGCAUGAUCCGGCCAUGCUUGGUCGUGUUCGAGAAGACGACGAUGGUGAUGAAAGUCCCAGUGGCUCCGACGAUCUCAACUAUUCCGCUAGCCAGGCAAGACAAAUUGAGCAGCUCGCUCGUGAAAAUGCAAUGCUACGCCAGGCUGCCGCAGGCCAGAUGGAUAAUCGAUUCCGGGAUCGUGCCUCUUCCUCCGCAUCUGUUGCCGGUGGCGUUCACUCGCUGCAUCGGAUCCGAGGCAGCGUUCCGGAGGAAGAUCUCGCAGUCGAGGAUUUGGGAGAAUUACGGGACAUCCAGGGUUACGGCAACAUGCGCGGCAACCCACGACGGCGCUUCUCGGAACAUUCCGCCAAUUUGGAGCAGCAAUUCUCUUCAUUCGCUCCUCCUUGGAAAACCACCUCUCUCGGCUUCGGAGGUGUCGCGGAUAUUCCUCAGAGCCGUCGCCAUUCAUUCGCCGAUAUUCCCAUGCGUCAUACGUCUGUCGGCUCGGUUGACUCUCAUGUAACUGUAACACCUCGCGCUGGUCUUGCAGAACGUGAUGAUGGGUAUGGAAAUAUCAACGACUAUUCUAACCCGUCGAUGCAAUCUCAAUCUUAUUACUCCCGUGAACAGACUUUGCGGGGUGAUGGAUCCUCUGGGGUUCCCACUUCACUCAAUCAAUACGCUAUGUCUGGCGCUUAUGGCCGUCAGCCUCCAGCCUUGUCUCAUGCCCAUCAGAACCAGCUGUUGUAUAUUGUGACAUUUAAAUGUCACCGCGCCGAUGUGUUCUAUAUCCAGGAAGAUACCGGUCUUCAAGUAAAAGCAGGAGAUCUCGUCAUCGUCGAGGCGGACCGAGGAACCGAUCUGGGCACUGUUCAACAUGCAAAUGUGUCACUCCAGAAAGCGCGAGAGCUCAAACAGCAAUAUGCAGAGGAACAUUACAAAUGGCUCAUGAUGUUCUCUCGUCAAGGACAACUUGAGGGCUCCAACGUCGGUGGCGGUGCGGGUAUGAAUGCUCGCAGUGCCACUGGUGGCAUGGGUCCCCAUGCGCACGGCGUACAAGAGACCACCACAGACAUCAAACCCAAACUCAUCAAGCGCCUUGCACAAAACCACGAGAUUCUCACUCUGCGCGAUAAAGAAGGCAAUGAGGCUAAAGCAAAGCGAGUCUGUCAGCAAAAAGUAGCCGAGCAUCGGCUGAAUAUGGAAAUCCUGGAUGCCGAGUUCCAAAUGGAUUGGAAGAAGCUCACCUUCUACUAUUUUGCCGAUUCCUAUAUCAACUUCAACUCCUUGGUCACGGAUCUGUUCAAGAUAUACAAGACCCGGAUCUGGAUGUCUGCAAUCAACCCUGCCUCCUUCGUGACACCCCCCGCAGCUGGUCUUCCCGGACCACCCAGCGGCAUCACGAACCCGCUUUACAAUCAAGAUGCUCCGCAUACUGAUCGCCGUCAUCAGCAUGACGGCCGAGCACCCUAUAGCGGUGCUCGGGACACGGUUGAGACUGGGCGUGAGGCAAUGGCCAAUCCAGUGGGCAUGCUUCGUUCGGCAUUUACCGACUCGUACCAACAAUUUGCACAGCCGUCCCACCAGGUUGAGGCUGCACAAGCAGAUGCUUUCGCGCCUUACUCCCCUACCAGUUUUGGCCCCCUGGAGACUGGCUUUUCUGACUAUCCUGGUGGUAGUGCCGGCUCUAACGGAGCAGCUCGGAUCCAUCCUGCCCAGAACGAGUGGGUUGGCCGCUUCCAGGGUCUUUCGCUUAAUUCCUGA